Molecule: messenger RNA, 1185 nt
Organism: Andrographis paniculata
Lineage: Eukaryota; Viridiplantae; Streptophyta; Magnoliopsida; Lamiales; Acanthaceae
Product: F-box/kelch-repeat protein At3g06240-like
Exons: 1
Coding region: 1-1185 (394 amino acids)
Molecular function (GO): protein binding
Source: RefSeq, a predicted model, not a curated record
AUGGCGGCGAAGCGAAAAGCGGCGGCGACCGAAGAAUCCACAGACAUCCUCCCGCCGGACAUGGUCGCCGUGAUCCUCUCCAAACUCCCCGUCCGAUCAAUUCUCCAGUUCCGAUCAGUCUCCCGUCUAUGGCACUCCAUCAUCUCCGAUCCUCACUUCCCUAAAAUCCAAUCCCUAUCUACCUCUUCUUCCCGGCGACGAUUCUUCACAUCGGAAAACAAUUCCGGCCAAUUCCGCUUCCUCAAUUUCACCGGCCGAUCCUUCCGCGCCGAAACCCUCGCCGGAAACCCCUUAUCCGACGACGGCAGCGGCGACAAAAUCAGCCGCUCCGACGCCCCCAUCCCCAAAAUCCUCUCCUCCUGCGACGGAUUACACCUCCUCGACACGACGGACCGGAAAACGAUCAUCCUCUUCAACCCUAGCACCAGAGUUUCCGCCAAAAUCCGGUGGGGAGGCGACUCGCCGGCGGGGUGGGGGCUCUGCCGCGACGCGGCGACCGGCGAUUACAAAGUGGUGAUCAUCACGAAAUCGAGGUCGUAUUUCGUCUACUCCUGCCGGCGAAUGACGUGGUCGCAGGGAAAACUGUUUUUCCGGCGGUUCAAAUUCAUCACCGACAGCGGGGUUUUCAUCGGCACGGCGUUCUACUGGAUAAUCGACGGCGUCGUCGUCGAAAGCCAAAAGUCUAGAAGGCACUUAGUCUGGUACGACGCCGCCGGCGACCGGUGGGACAAUCUCCGGGUCCCGGACCAGGCGCAGGACCACAGUUUCGUGGCGCCGGCGAUGCUCGGAGAUUCGUCGCCGGGGAUCAUUUGCGUGAAGCUUAGGGGACACGCUUUUGCCCGGCUAUGGAGAUUGGAGAAAAACGGGGAAUCGAAAACGUGGAAGAAAUUGGUUACGGUGGUGACGAGGGUGGACAGGUGUGGGGUUUAUAAGCACACAGACUGUCCGAUGAGGCCGCCGGUGAGUCUGAGCGAGAAUCUGGUGAUGAUAUUUGUGGAUUGUACGAGGUAUGUGGUGUACGAUGUUGUGUUGGAGAGGAUGGUGGGGGGGGUGAGGAAGAUGCCGCAGAAGUGGGGGGGGAAGAUCGUGGCUUGUUUGGAUCGGCUGGAUUUUCCGAUGAACACGAGGUCGGUGCCAUGGCGGAAGUGCAGGAGGAAUUCUAGGAUUUCGUUAAAGGGUUCUUGA